GCCCGGGCCACCCGGAGGGGCGCGCGGCGACGCGCGCGCGCGCCCCGCGCCGCCCGGCCGCCCAGCGGCCAGGCAGCUCAUCCACGGCGGGGCCGAUGGAGCGCCACUCCCGGCCCUCGGCCUCGGAGCUGCUCCGGCGCAGCCUUGGCUGGGCGCGCAGCCUGGCGCCGAGUGGCGGCGCGCUGAAGCCGCCGCCGCCGGGGGACCUGGCGCGGCACGUGCUGGCCGACAUGCCGCCCGACUUUGUGCCCCCGGGCUACGCACCGUACGAGGGGGAGGAGUGCAUCCUGGAGCACAGCCUCAGCCACAUCAGGGUGUCUGGCACGCCGCUGGAUCUGCGCGCCGCCGCGCCGCACGACCCCCCGGUCGUGCUCUUCGCCUACGCGGACCAGGCGAAGUACCGGGACUACCUGCGGCUGGCGAGGGAGGGCGCGACCUCCGCGGAGCUCCUGGAGCGGCUGGGCCGCAAGGGGCGCCCGCAGCAGACGCCGCUGUUCGGCCGGGGGGCGUACCUCACCUGCAAGGACCCCAGCGACUUCGCGUCGAAGGAGAAAGCGCUGUGGAACAACCACUGGCCGAGCCAGCGGGAGCUGGACGACGAGGAGAGGCAGCAGGCGCCCGAGGGCGCGACGCUAAGGCCCACCCGCAGCUUCAUGUCGAGGGUCACGAGCGCGAGCCCCGCGGAGCGCUCCCUGGCGGGGCCCAGGAGCUACAGGAACAGCGCGCUCUGCGGCCGCGUCGCCACGGACUUUGCCGGGCUGGCCGACUACUGCGUUCCCGUCCUCACGCCCCCGAGCUUGGCGUGCUGGAUAUGGCAUCGGCCGCCGCAGGACCUGGAGUCGCUGGGGGUGGGGCCGGGGUGCAACUGCUUCGGCGAGAGGCAGUGGGACGGGCGAGACAUCUGGGUGGUGCGCCUCCCCAUGGAGGAGUCCCUGCCGGCUCGGAUCGAGGAGGCCAAGCGGAGGGCGGAGCUGCUCACGCGCGCGCGGGGCGACGCGCACCCGGAGGCCCGCGCCGCGCUCGGCCACCUGGCCGAGCUGCUGGAGGCCGACGGCAGGGCUGGCGAGGCGGAGCUGUUGCUGCGCCACCUGCUGGACAGGCAGCUGCCGGAGGGCCCCAGGGCCGCCUCGCACGCCAAGAUCCGCCUGGGCGCCCUGCUCGCCAGGACCGAGAGGUUCGGGGGCAACGGCAGGGAGCUGCUGCAGCAGGCGCGGCUCGCGCUGGAGAAGGCCCUGGGGUUGGCGCACGCGGACACGCAGGAGGCCUACUGGCAACUGGCGCAGCUGCUUCUCGUCGCAGGCAGGGCGGGCGAGGCGAGGAACCUCAUGGAUGCGCUGCUGGGCUGCCUCGAGGAGAGGCACCCCGACGGGCUCCACGGGGACGUGCUGCAGACGCGCCUGCGCCGCGCACGGGUCCUGAAUGAGAUGGGCGACGUGCAGGAGGCCCUGGCGGAGCUGCAGCGCGUCGAAAGCGACAGCCGGCCUGGCCCGGACGAGCUGAUCACAGUGGAGGCCAUGAGCCUGCUGGCAGUGCUGCUGGAGAAGGACGGGCAAUUCGCGAAAUGCGAGAAGUUGCACGUUCGCUUGGUCGAGGACCUCACCCGGCUGAAGAGUGAGUCCGAUCCUUUCACCUUGGCGGCCCUCAACAACUACGCCGUGUUCCUGAACACGAUCGGGAGGCACGAGGAGGCGGAGCAGCACCUGCGCGCGAGCCUGGAGACGAGGGGCUGGGCAUCCAGGGAGCAGCCCGGGGCGCUCGACGAGCCCAAGCUCACCUCCCUCAGCAACCUCGGCUCCCUGCUGGAGGCGAUGGGCAAGUACAACGAGGCGGAGCCCCUGCAGCGCUUCGUGCUGGAGAUGCGCGAGGCGGCUGGCCGCGACCACGGGAGCACGCUCGAGUCGUGCAACAACCUCGCGGUGCUUCUGCAACGCCGGGGCAAGCACAGGGAGGCCGAGCAGCUGUACCGGCGGGCCCUGGAGGGCCACUUGAGAACCAAAGGGGAGCGGAGCUUGGCCAGCGGCAUGUCCCUGCACAACCUGGGAGAACUGUUGCUCGAGGAGGGCAAGGUGCAGGAGGCCGAGGACCUGCUGCAGCGCGCCCUGGAGAGCCGCAUGGGCGCGCUGGGGCCGGUGGCCUGCGAGACGCUGCGAACGCAGGACAGCCUGGCGCGACUGUGGCGGAGGACGGGGCGGGCGGCUCAGGCCGACGAGCUGCUGCGGCUGGCGGCGCAGAGGUGCCAGAGAGACCUCGGCCCCGUCCACGAGCUGACGCUGAUGGCGCUGAACAACCUGGCCGUCCACCUGCAGGCGGCCGGCCAGCCCGAGGAGGCCAUCGAGACGCUGAGGCACUCGGUGGAGGCCUGCCGCUCGUGCGCCGAGGAGCCGCUCGAGGGCCUCGAGGGCAGCGGCGAGGCGCUGGUCGGGCUGCCGCUGGCUGCAGGGCCGCGGCAGCUGGAGGCGCUGAACAACUUGGCGCUGCUGCUCCGCGAGGCGGGAGACUUCGCGGGGGCGGAGCCGCUGCUGAGGGACGUGCGCGAGGGGCGCAGGAGGCUGUGCGGGCCCAACCACCAGUCCACGCUGACCGCCGACAACAACCUGGGCGUGCUGCUCCAGGACAUGGGCAACUACAGCGAGGCCGAGCCCCUGCAGCGCGAGGCCUGGAGGUCCCGGAGGGCGACCCUCGGCCCCGAGCACCCAGAGACGCUCACCGCGCUGAACAACCUCGCCACCGUCCAGAAGGCCAUGGGGCACGAGGAGGCGGUGGAGACGCACAGGCUGGCCCUGCAGGGCAAGCAGAACUCGCUGGGCCCCACGCACCCCUCGACGCUGAAGACCCUGGGCAACCUCGUAGACCUGCUCAGCUCCACGGGCCGGGGGGACGAGGCCGAGCGCCUGCAACGCAGCGGCGUGCUGGACCAGGAACGCGCGCUCGGCCCCGAGCACGCCGACACCAUCGCCUCCCGCGUGAAGCUGGCGGCCCUGCUGAUGGCCGUGCCCCAGGCCCAGAGCUCCCCAGAGAUCCCAGGCUCCGAAAAAAUCGCAGCGGCCACUGUUUGCCCAUCUUCGGCUGCUGGGGACCCCCCGCGGGCCCUGGGGCCUGGGGCCGUCAGGAAACGGCUCGGGGUGAAAACCCAGUCUUGGGGAGGUGGAGGUGGUCCAGAGCUCAGGGGGUCCAGGCAUCGAAAAAAAAUGGGCGCGGGACGUAUGGGUCCGAGGAUGGCUUGUAUGGGUCCGAGGAUGGCUUUUUCAGUCCCUGGCUCCAAGCCCAGAGCCUGCGAGGAGCUCAGCUUCCUUGGUGCGCACGUGCUGAC
Prorocentrum cordatum is the source of this 3310-nucleotide messenger RNA. NCBI's taxonomy places the organism in Eukaryota, Dinophyceae, Prorocentrales, Prorocentraceae. The record is from the annotation of a GenBank genome assembly.